GCAAAACAAGGAGGAUCCCUGGGCAUAUCACUUGAUGUAAUAUGGUUUGAACCAGCAACAAACACCACAAAUGACACCGAAGCUGCCCAAAGAGCCCAGGAUUUUCAGCUUGGCUGGUUUAUUGAACCUUUGAUCUUAGGCAACUAUCCGACCUCAAUGAGAAACAGAGUCGGAGAUAGACUGCCAAAGUUUACCAAAAAUGACAUCGCUCUUGUUAAAGGGUCUUCGGAUUUUAUUGGCAUCAAUCACUACACAACAUUUUAUGCACGAAGCAAUGACUCUCUGCUUGGAGAUCUAAUUGGCAAAGUCCUUAAUGACUCUCUCGCAGACUCUGGCGCCAUAACCCUUCCUUUUGGUAAAAAUUUGAAGCCCAUUGGAGACCGGGAGAGAAAAUACAAGGCUAAUCUAGUACCGUUUGAGUGUUCAUUGCUAGGAUUUCGUUCUUCUUUGUUCAAUCCAGCCGCACUGGGUUGCAGCGAAUUCUAUAUGGUUGUACAUAGUACCUCGAGGGAUGAGAAGCUUAAUGAAUUACAUCAGGAAAAAGUACGGGAACCCCCCGUCAUUAUAACUGAGAAUGGGAUGGAUGAUCCAAAUAACGCCUUGACCCCCAUUAAAGAUGCUCUAAAGGAUGGGAAAAGGAUCAAAUACCACAAUGACUAUCUGACAAACCUGCUAGCUUCUAUUAA
Messenger RNA from Dovyalis caffra, 686 nucleotides. Lineage: Eukaryota; Viridiplantae; Streptophyta; Magnoliopsida; Malpighiales; Salicaceae. The record is from the annotation of a GenBank genome assembly.